ACAUACCUAAUCUGAGGAGCAAUCAAAAUCACUUGCUUUUUGAUUCCUAAGAAGCGCAUAUACAAAAAGGAAAGAGCAGUGGAUUAUCAACUAAGCAUCUCUCAUGUCCACCGUAUCUAUUUAAUCACUCAUUAUUUUUCUUUGACUACAAUCAAUGAAUAAAAACAUCCCAUUUGUUUUAGUGCUUAUAUUUUUCAUGUACCAAAUUAUUUUCUUCAUAUAUGUGUCACCCUCUCAAUGUUUCCCACUUUCUUCUUAAUAUGUUCCAAAUUCCCAUUAUUAUUCAUUACUUUUCCAUCUCCAUAUGGCUGAAAAUAAUUCUCAUUCUCACUCUCAAUCUCCCAUACCAUGUGACAACAAGCACCAUGAUCAUGAACAAGUAGCUGGUUUUGAUUGGAUGGUUCUUGUAGCAGCCAUUUUAUGUGCCAUUGUUUGUGCUCUUGGUCUUAACACAAUGUUACAAUGUGCUUUUCAAUGUCUUGGUCGUGUAGUUACUGAGCCUAUGCAAUGGAUUGCUUCUAGGAGGUUGAAUUCCGGAAUCAAGAAAAAAGAAAUGGUGGCUUUACCAACUUCAACAUUUAGUACUCAUGACUCAGGUUCUCCAUCUUCAACUUCUAGUUGUGUAAUUUGUUUAGCUGAGUUCUGUAAUGGAGACCAGAUAAGGUUCCUACCAAAAUGCAAUCAUCAUUUCCAUGUGGUUUGUAUUGAUAAGUGGUUGUUAUCUCAUUCUUCUUGUCCUACUUGCAGGCAUCUUACUCAAGUCUAGUAAUUAUAUUAUCAUAUAUAGCUUAGAAAUUAAUAUUAUGAGUAUAUAUAUAGAGAGCUAGCUAGUUAUUAAUUUUAUGUAGAUUAAUCUCCAGGCCUUGUCUGUAAGAUUAAUACAAGACAAGAUUUGAGUUAAUAUAUAUGAAUUUCCUUCUUUUUUGAGCUA
Medicago truncatula (barrel medic) is the source of this 931-nucleotide messenger RNA. RefSeq names its product RING-H2 finger protein ATL78. The record is from RefSeq and is a predicted model, not a curated record. Gene Ontology annotation, molecular function: transferase activity. NCBI's taxonomy places the organism in Eukaryota, Viridiplantae, Streptophyta, Magnoliopsida, Fabales, Fabaceae. Bases 305 to 766 code for a protein of 153 amino acids. Gene Ontology annotation, biological process: protein ubiquitination. The transcript has a single exon.